This is a messenger RNA of Orcinus orca (killer whale), 6612 nucleotides long. It is a transcript of the gene CHADL, whose product is annotated as chondroadherin like. NCBI's taxonomy places the organism in Eukaryota, Metazoa, Chordata, Mammalia, Artiodactyla, Delphinidae. The record is from RefSeq and is a predicted model, not a curated record. The transcript is spliced from 6 exons. Bases 4367 to 6424 code for a protein of 685 amino acids. Gene Ontology annotation, molecular function: protein binding. Gene Ontology annotation, cellular component: extracellular matrix.
CUACUGAGCCCACGUGCCACAACUACUGAAGCCCGCGCGCCUAGAGCCCCCCGUGCUCCACAAGAGAAGCCACCACAAUGAGAAGCCCGUGCACCGCAAUAAAGAGUAGCCACCGCUCGCCGCAACUAGAGGUAGCCCGUGCACAGCAACGAAGACCCAACACAGCCAAAAAUAAAUUAAUUAAUUUUAAAAAAAAAAGGAAUUAUGUUCAACUUUACUGGAAAAUAAGGAAAUGUGAAAUAAAACCACAGAUAAUACCAUUUCAGACCAGACUGGCAAAUACGAUUAAAAGAGGUGACACCAGGAAAGAGGUGAAUCUGGCACGUCUUACACAUUGCUGGAGGGAUGUCAAACUACUAAAAGCCACUAUAGACAGCAAUUUGGCAGGUACUGAGAAAGCUGAAAAUGCAUGUAGCCCGUGACCCCAAAUUCCAUUUCUAAGGAUCUACUUGAGAGAAACUUGUACAUGUACACAAGGAUACAUGUACAACAGCAGCCUGAUGAGGGAUACCAGGAAAUUAAGAAAUAACCAAAUGUCCGUAAGUAGAAUAGUUAGAUGAUGGCACGUGCAUGCAGUGAGAUCUCAUGUAGCAGUUACAGUGAGCAAACCGGAUGCAGAAGCCACCUGUAUCCACUGAGUAAAUCUUCAAAAAACACUGCUGAGUGAAAGAAACAAGUUUGCAAAAUAAUAUGCACUGUUUGAUACAUUUAAAAAAAUUAAUGCCCUAUAUCGUAAAAUUAUACUACUUCAUGAAAGUGGUUGCCUCUGGGUAGAAAGGGAGGAGAGAGAAUGAGACUACACCUCCUUAUUACCUGCGUCUGGGGCAGAUUGCGCUCCUGCCUCUGUCCCAUGCCGCUGUUGUGGAAUAUUUAUAGAAGGGAAUGCUGGAAUUACUAUAUAAAAAUGAACGAAUUUUUACAAUAUGCACCAUAGGUGAAUCUCACUAAAAUAAUACUGAUUUUAAAAAGCCAGACAGGGCUUCCCUGGUGGCACAGUGGUUAAGAAUCCGCCUGCCAAUGCAGGGGACAUGGGUUCGAGCCCUGGUCCGGGAAGAUCCCAUGUGCCGCGGAGCAACUAAGCCAGUGCGCCACAACUACUGAGCCUGCGCUCUAGCACCCGCAUGCCACAACUACUGAAGUCCGCGCACCUAGAGCCCAUGCUCCGCCACAAGAGAAGCCACCGCAAUGAGAAGCCUGCGCACCGCAACGAAGAGUAGCCCCCGCUCGCUGCAACUAGAGAAAGCCCGCACACAGCAACGAAGACCCAACGCAGCCAAAAAAAAAGCCAGACAUAAAAGGAUAAACACUGGGGACUUCCCUGGUGGUCCAGUGGUUAAGAAUCCACCUUCCAAUGCAGGGGACGCAGGGUUCGAUCCCUGGUCAGGGAACUAAGAUCCCACAUGCCUCGGGGCAACUAAGCCCGCAUGCUGCAACUACUGAGCACUCGUGGGCCGCAACUAGACAGAAGACCACGUGCUGCAACGAAGAUCCCGUGUGCCGCAACAAAGACCCGACACAGCCAAAUAAAUAAACAAAUAUGGGGGGUAAAUAAAAGGAUGCACACUGUGCAAUACUGUUGAUAGAAUUUGCUGAGUGAAAUAAAGCACAUGCAGAAGUCUGUGUGUGAGGACUUCCCUGGUGGUCCAGUGGUUAAGACUCCGCGUUCCCAAUACAGGGGGCCUAGGUUUGAUCCCUGGUCAGGGAACUAGAUCCCACAUGCCGAAACUAGGACCUGGCACAGCCAAAUAAAUGUUAAUAAAAAGUCUGUAUGUGGUGUGACACUAUUUCUUGUUUGUUUGUUGUUUUUAAAGCCAAAAAACAGUAAUGAAAGCUGCAUUUCCACCAGAAACACAGAUCUAAAGUAUCAUAGGAUCUGAAAAGUCAUAGCAUACAUAAAGGUUUUAAAUGUUUGCUAUGGUCUAGAUGAACUAUUUCAUUUUUUAAAAAAAUGCACAUGUCCCCAGGAAGAUAAGUAUUUAGGUAUUCUUUGCAACACUGUAAUAACAAAAUUGGAUGCAACCUAAACGUCCAAGAUUAAUGAAUAAGUUGAUACACUUAUACAGUGGAAUACUAUACAAGUCAAAAUGAAUGACUAUAACUAAGAAGAAUCAAUUUAGAUAGUUCCCUGAUGUUGAGUGAAAAAAAACAAAUUUACAGAAUAAUUUAUGUACAGUGCUCAACAAUGUAUGUAAAUGUAUUAUAAGCACAAACAGGGCAGAGUUAACUGUUCUUGAGCACCUACUAUGUGCCAGGUGCCUACCUUAACCCCCAGAGCAACCCUAUGAGCUAGUUACUGAUACUCUGUCUUUUCACAGAGUAGGAAACUGAGGCUCGGUGAGGUGCAGCCCUGCCCAGGGACACAGCCGGAGGAAGCCUAGGUCUGGGACCCACUGGCCAGCCCCUUGAGGCCCCUCCCUGCUCGGCCGGUCCAGGGACUCGGGUCUCAGGCCUGGGCCAGGAUUCUGAGCAAGAAGCCCUGCAACUUCAGCCGCUGCUCCUGCCAUGCCCGCCCCUCACUCACCUCACAAUGCCUCCCAUUCAGCCCUGUCCCCGCUGCCAGGUCUGCGGGCUGGGAGGGGGGCUCCCGCUGGCGUCCAGGCAGGGACCGUUGCCAGCCUUCCCCUGUGCUGCAUUUCCAGGCUGGACUGGCCGUGCGAUCGGCAUGGCGGGGUGAGUCUUUGGGCCCUGCGGUGGCAAGGUGGGUUAGAGAAGCUGAGUGCCUCCAGGCAAACCCCUGCCCCUCUCUGGGCCUCUCAGGGGCUGGGGGACAGGGGCUCUGGGAUCUCCCGGGGCAGAGAUUCUCCAAGGGUCUCUCCGAAAUGGGUUCCGAGGAAGACGGUGAACGUGGCCGCUCCCAGGAGCUCCCCUGGGCUAGUCCUCCAGGAGCCUGUCUGAGCGCUAGGCAGGCCUGAGGCCUGGACGCUUGUCCUUCAGGGAUCUGUCCCCACACCCCCGACCUGCCCUGAGCCUCAGCCUCACUACAGCUCUACAGGAUGCCACCAGCCCCAAGGCCGGGCUGGACCCUGGGACCCCAAGGAAACUGAAAACCGCAUGGUGACAGCCAACCCAGUGAGUGGAACACGGGAGGCUCAGGGUGGGAGUCAGCCCAGGGAUCAGGAAGGGUUGCUCAGAGAGCUGAGGACAGAGGGAAAAGUGGUGAGGCAGAGAGGAGGGAGCUGCUUUGCGUGCUGAUGGUGGGGGAGCCCGGGGUGACACUGAAGGGUCUGAGCGGGUACCAGUGGGGAAUCAGGAGUCAGGAUUUCCCAGCAAAGGCAGUGAGGAGAGGCUGGAGGGAUUUCAGCCGGGGGUGUCAGGGCCCGUCUGUAUCUUGGAAAGUUCCCUUUGGUUGGUGGUGAGCGGAAGUGGGGAAGCCAGGAGUGCCACCGUGGCGCGGGCCUCCCUGUGGAGAGGCAGGCGGUAGUUGUGAGGUAAAGGGGUCCAGCUGGGUAUUGGGUAGACGGGGAGUGGAUGGACAGACAGGAAAAGUGGACAGACCUUGCCCAAAGCACAGCCCCAAGGCCAUACCCGCAGUUCCCCCCAUCCCAGGCCAGGCCAGCGGGGUGGCACUAAGAUGAAGAGAGGACAACAGAUGAAUAAACAGAAGUCGGAGCCCCUUGCUUGCCUGUCAGAGUGGCUCUGACCAGCCAUUAAGGCUCCUCAGGGCUUUCGGAUCCCACGACACCUGGUCUCCCAAGUCGUGCCAGCCCUGGGUCCUCCCCUCCGGCUGCCAGGCUGUCUUCUCGAGGUGGGUGCCAUUACGCUCCCUGCCACCACGGUGCUGAUGCCACUUCCGUCUGAGGAACGGCUGAUUCUCUCUCCACCGCCAACCUCACCCUGGGAGGAUACAACUCCCCCUGGACCCGGGGGCUUCUGCACAGCCUGGGCACACCUCUGAACUGCAUUCGGCAAGGCCUCACUGAGCCACUGGCAGACAAUCAAAGGGACUUGCCAGGUUGCCUUUCUGAGCCUGUUUCCUCUGGUAUAAAACAGGGAUAACAAUGCAAUCUAUGCUCUGGGGAGGGGUUGGAGGCUCAGGGUAAUGACAGCUUCCCUGGGGCCAAAGGAGGAAGACAUCUGAGGGGCUCUGGGACAAGAGCUGGGGCUCAGUAAGUGGACAGUGUGGGACCCUUGCUCCUGUGAACACCUGACCCUUCUUCUCUCUGCCAGGCCCCAGAGUGUCUCCGUGGUGCUGCUGCUUCCUCUGCUGCUGCCACUGGGGCCAACCUGGCAUGCAGCUGCCCAGCGCUGCCCACAGACCUGCAUCUGCGACAAUUCCAGGCGGCAUGUGGCCUGCCGGCACCAGAACCUCACCGAGGUGCCGAAUGCCAUCCCUGAGCUGACCCAGCGGCUGGACCUCCAGGGCAACAUGCUAAAGCUGAUCCCCCCAGCUGCCUUCCGGGACCUGCCUUACCUGACACACCUGGACCUGCGGCACUGCCAGGUGGAGCUGGUGGCUGAGGGUGCCUUCCGAGGCCUGGGCCGCCUGCUCCUCCUCAACCUGGCCUCCAACCGCCUGAACGCGCUGCCCCAGGAGGCGCUGGACGGGCUAGGCUCGCUGCGGCGGCUGGAGCUGGAGGGGAACCUGCUGGAGGAGCUGCGGCCGGGGACGUUCGGGGCGCUGGGCGCGCUGGCCACGCUGAAUCUGGCCCACAACGCUCUCGUCUACCUGCCCGCCAUGGCCUUCCAGGGGCUGGUGCGCGCCCGCUGGCUGCAGCUAUCCCACAACGCGCUCAGCGUUCUGGCCCCCGAGGCCCUGGCCGGCCUGCCCGCCCUGCGCCGCCUCAGCCUGCACCACAAUGAGCUGCAGUCCCUGCCCGGGGCGACCUUGUCCCAGGCCCGCGGCCUGGCCCGCCUUGAGCUGGGCCACAACCCCUUCACCUACACGGGCGAGGAGGACGGGCUGGUGCUGCCCGGCCUGCGGGAGUUGAGGCUGGACCACGGGGCCUUGCAGGCCCUGGACCCCAGGGCCUUUGCCCACUGCCCCCGCCUGCACACCCUGGACCUCCGUGGGAACCAGCUGGAUGCCCUGCAGCCGCUGCAGGGCCCGGGUCAGCUGCGCCGGCUGCGGCUGCAGGGGAACCCACUGCGGUGCGACUGCCGGGCUCGUCCCCUGCUCCAGUGGCUGGCGCGUGCGCGCGUGCGCUCGGACGGCGCGUGCGGGGAGCCACGGCGCCUGCGCGGCGAGGCCCUGGACGCCCUGCGGCCCUCGGACCUGCGCUGCUCCGGAGCCGGGGCGGAGGAGGAAGAGGAGGAGGUGGCGGCCGCGCGGCCCCGUGUCCCUGCCGGCACCUCCAAGGAGAAGGCUGGGGCGGCCGGGCCCUGCCCUCGCGCCUGCGUGUGCGCCCCUGAGUCCCGGCACAGCAGCUGUGAGGGCCGCGGCCUGCAGGUCGUGCCCCGCGGCUUCCCCAACGACACCCAGCUCCUGGACCUGAGGCAGAACCACUUCCCCUUGGUGCCCCGAGAGGCCUUCCCGGGCCUGGACCAGCUGGUGUCGCUGCAUCUGCAGCACUGCGGCAUCACAGAGCUGGAAGCAGGCGCCCUGGCGGGGCUGGGCAGCCUGCUCUACCUCUACCUCUCGGACAACACGCUCUCCAGCCUCAGCGCUGCCUCCCUCGAAGGGGCGCCCUGCCUGGGCUACCUGUACCUGGAGCGCAACCGCUUCCUGCAGGUGCCAAGGGCCGCCCUGCGCGCCCUGCCCAGCCUCUUCUCCCUGCACUUGCAGGAAAACGCUCUGGACCGCCUGGCACUGGGGGACCUGGCAGGCAUGCGGGCCUUGCGCUGGCUCUACCUGAGUGGGAACCGCAUCACCCAAGUGUCCCCCGGGGCACUGGGCCCCGCUCAGGAGCUGGAGAAGCUGCACCUGGACAGGAACCAGCUGCGAGAGGUGCCCACUGCGGCCCUGGAGGGGCUGCCUGCCCUCCUGGAGCUGCAGCUCUCGGGGAACCCGCUCAGGGCCCUGCAAGAUGGGGCCUUCUGGCCCGUGGGCCGCUCACUGCAACACCUUUUCCUGAACAGCAGUGGCCUGGAGCAGGUUUCUCCGGGGGCCUUCUUGGGCCUGGGGCCUCGGCUCCAGAGCCUACAUCUGCAAAAGAAUCAGCUGCAGGCCCUGCCCGCCCUGCCUGGUCUCAGCCAGCUUGAGCUCAUCGACCUCAGUGGCAAUCCCUUCCACUGUGACUGCCAGCUGCUCCCACUUCACAGGUGGCUCACUGGGCUGAACCUGCACGUGGGGGCCGCCUGUGCCGCCCCUCCCAGUGCCCGUGGCCAGAGCGUGAAGGCUGCAGCUGCUGUCUUUGAAGCCUGCCCGGGCUGGGCUGCCGGGAAGGCCAAGCGGACGCCGGCCCCCAGGCCUAGUGCCCAGAGGACCCCCAUGAAGGGAAGACGGCAGGGAGCGAACAAGGUGGGGAAGGAGGGGGUCGGCCUCUGAGCACCGGAGCCGCCCCCAACCUCGACCCCGCGUGGGAGGCUCUUACUCUCAUCAGGAACGGGCUCCGACGAGAUCUCUGCCGCCUGCAGGUCGUCCUCCAGCAGGGGCUUCUUGGACCCCUGUCUGAGGGGCCGGGUCUUGGUUGGUGGUAUUCUUUUUCCUUUGAAUAAACACAGAAUUAAAUCCGG